Molecule: messenger RNA, 3125 nt
Organism: Brassica rapa (field mustard)
Lineage: Eukaryota; Viridiplantae; Streptophyta; Magnoliopsida; Brassicales; Brassicaceae
Molecular function (GO): LPPG:FO 2-phospho-L-lactate transferase activity
Source: RefSeq, a predicted model, not a curated record
UUAUUAUUUUUAUGUUAUUUAUAAUUUUAGUUAGUAAUUUUAUUUAUUUAUAAUAAUUAAAAUAAUUUUAGGUGGUAAUUUUAGUUUUGCUUAUUUGUCAUAUUUUCCAUAAGUUUAAGUUAUUUUUAUUAUUUUCAUGUUUUAUUACUUUUAGAAGAUUAUUUGUCAUAUUCCAUGAUUUAAUUUAGGCUCAGUCAUUAGUUUCAAUAAAUAACUUUGUGAAUUGUUAGUUUUGAACAUAUUUAGUGAUUAUUUAAUAAAUGUUUUCAUUAUAUUCAUAGAUAACUAUUAUUAACAAGUAUUAAUUAAAUAAUUUUGCUCAUAUUAUGUUUACUUUUGAUAUAAAAUCUUUUAGUGUUUUAUUUAUUAUUUUUAAAAUAAAGUUUGCUUCCCUUUUUUACCACUGAAUUAUCUUAUGAAUCAAAAUAUAAGUCCAGAAUAUAAUCUCUCGCGGUUAAAAAUUAAAUAAAAAUACACCUUUUACUAGAUAUAUAUAAUUUAUUACUUUUAGUUUAUAAUUUUUUAUUAAAUAGGAGUAUGUUUUUAAUUAUUGUAAAUUUGGUUAAUAUGUGUCAAUAUGAACUCCGAGGAAGAAGAAAUUCAUAUAAAAUGCAAUUAAGACUUUGAUGAAGAGGGGUUUGAUUUCAUAAGCUUCAUUAAUAAUUUGGUAAUUAUGAUUUAUUUGUAGAUUUACCGUCUAUAUUAUUUUUAAAGUAAUAAUAAAACUUUAUUAGAUAAUUGUAAUGAAGAUACUUUUACUGUUUUACAUGUGUAGUUUAAUGAUAGAAUAAAUAAAAGAUUUUACAAAUACCAACCAUUAUUUAUAUUGUCAUGUAAUAGAAAAAGUAAAUUAUAUCUCUACUUAAUUUUAUAUUUGAAACUAAUUAAAUAAUUUAGAUUAAAAUUAAAAAUUAUGUUAAAAUUUGAAUUAGUUAGAUAUAUAUUAGUCCGCACAAGUGUGCGGGCCACCAUCUAGUAAUAUCUUUAUUUUCACUUAAAUUUAAAUUGAUUAACCAAAUAGAUUUAGUUAUGCACUGAAGGAUAAUUUUUCUAUUUUAUUUAUGUUAAUAUCGAUGUUUAAUAAAUCAGCAGACGUUAAUUAAACGCUUUAUAAAUAACUAACAACUAGACAUAUUAUUCAGGGCCUAGACAAGAUUUAGAUAUUUACAUAUAUAUAGUUUAUAUUUACAUUAAAUAUUUUAGUAUUUGAGUUUUGUUAUAAAAUUAUUUUGAUGAAUUAUUAACAUUAUAUAUACAAAAAUAAACUAGGCAAAUACUUUGAUUUAUACUAACAUUACUUUUUAGUUUGACUAAUUUAAAUUUAUUUAGAUCCAUUUAAAUUAAUUUUGAACAGUUUAAACCGAAUUAAAUUGUAUAGCUCCGAUUCUUAAAAAUUCAUUUUUGAUCUGAAUUGCCGUUUAAACCAAUUUUAAACCAAUUAUGCACUUAAGGAGUUUGGGGUACUGCCAAUUGCGAGAGAAAAAUAUCUGACGCUAUUGAAAAAAUAAACAAAAGAGCAAAAAGGGUAAAGAGAGAGAAAUGUUUCAUUCUGUUUCAGUUCGGUAAUGGCGGAGAUAUGCUUUUUUGGAGGUCUGGUCCAUUAUAAAGCUCAAUCUCCUUCGUCUCUUCAUUAUCCUUCUCUCUUCCGCUGCAAACCCCAUCACUAUUCUCUCAUGUCCGCCUCCGUUUCAGCCGAAUGCCACUCCUCCACCGUGGACCCACCUUCUCUCCUCGUCUUCUCAGGCGGCACUGGAUUCAACGGUGUGGUGGAAGAGUUGAAGAAGAUAACAACCAGAGUGGCUCAUGUUCUUCCUGUCUCUGAUGAUGGAGGAAGUACUGCUGAGAUUGUUCGUGUUCUCGGCGGACCAGCGGUUGGUGACAUACGUUCAAGAUGUUUGAGGCUGUCUGAUGAAAGUACUUCAGAGGCACUUGCUGUUAGGAGGUUGCUCGGUCAUCGAUUACCUAUUGAUGCGCAUAAUGCCAAGAAAGAUUGGUACGAUAUAGUGGAAGGUAACCAUUCUCUAUGGGAUGGUGUAUCAAGACCCUACAGAGAAACAAUCCGAGCUUUCUUAAUUUAUUUUCAGAAUGAGAUUCUAAGAAGACCCAAUGAUUCAUUUUGCUUCGCUAAUGGAAGCAUUGGGAACUUCUUCUUUGCAGGAGCAAGGAUCUUUUUCCAGUCUUUAGACGCUGCCAUCUUUCUCUUUUCACGUGUUUCAGAGAUUCCUUGCGACAGUCUGGUCCUCCCAGUCAUAUCAACCAAUGAUAGGCUCACUCUAGGAUGUGAAUUACAGGAUGGGACUAUAAUACGCGGACAGAAUGAGAUCUCUCACCCAACCAAUGGGACUAUACAGACCGUUGACAAGAGACAUUCUUCAACUCUUCCAUCAAAGAUAAAGAGAGUGUUUUACAUGUCAAGCGAAGGUAAUAAUCUCCUUCAUGAGGUCUUCCCACCAGUUAACCCAACUGUCUUGGACCAGUUGAGAAGCGUGGACUGUAUAGUUUACGCUAUGGGGUCUCUGUUCACUUCCAUUUGCCCAUCACUGGUUCUGCUUGGUGUUGGGGAGAUUAUCUCUUCAAGGUCAUGUCGUAAGGUGCUUCUGUUGAACGGUAGCCAAGACCGAGAGACAAGCGGCUUUACUGCUUCUUGCUUUGUGACUGCUAUUGCUGACGCUCUCAACAGAACUCAUGGAGAUCCUAAUAUCCGUCUCAAGAAUCCAGUGAGUGAUUCUGCUGCUAUAUCAACACUCUCUUGUUGUCUUUUUUGUCUGACUUCUGUGUGUGUGCAGCCUGGAUAUUACAUCAACACUCUCUUGGUGCCAAAAGAUGGAGACAUAGCUGUAGAUUUCAAGCAAUUGUCUGAACAAGGAAUCAGUGAUGUUAGAGUUGUGGAGAGUGUUCGUGACCCAAAGCACGGUGUCUUGUUCAACCCGAGCUCACUGAUAAACACACUAGCCAGUUUGGUGGAGUAAAUAGUGAUUUCUUUAGGCCAGAGCUGGUUUCUUCUUUUGCUUCCGAGAUGAUUAUAUUCAUAAACGGAACAAUGAUUUUUUUUUCAGUUUUUUAUUUGAUUCUUUGCGGACUGAUUUAAAAGUAAAUGAAAGUCUCUUUCUUUGGAAACUGAAUCA